AUGGCCAUGAUGCUUGAGCUUAUGGAUGAGUAUCACAGAUUUUAUCAGGAUUAUCAAGAAGGCAAUUUUGAUUUGAGGCUUAAUUUUCAUCCACCUUGUCCUCAACCUAAUAAAGUACCAGGAUUACGGGUUCUAAAAGAUGGUCAAUGGGUUUAUGUCGAGCAAAUUGAUGGCGCCAUUGUUAUAAUGAGCAAUGGAAUAUACAAAGUUCCAGAGUAUAGAGCAGUGGUAAACAAAUUGAAAGAAAGGGUUUUUGUAGUUACCUUAUGUUAUCCUAACUCAUCUUUAACCGUUGGUCCUGCCAAACAACUUACACAGACAGGAAAUCUAGACGUUUCAUUCAUUGAGCUUUUACAAUCGGCAUCUUGA
Messenger RNA from Mercurialis annua (annual mercury), 369 nucleotides. RefSeq names its product protein SRG1-like. Lineage: Eukaryota; Viridiplantae; Streptophyta; Magnoliopsida; Malpighiales; Euphorbiaceae. The transcript has 3 exons. The record is from RefSeq and is a predicted model, not a curated record. Bases 1 to 369 code for a protein of 122 amino acids.